This is a messenger RNA of Fusarium poae, 783 nucleotides long. It is a transcript of the gene RPS3, whose product is annotated as 40S ribosomal protein S3. Gene Ontology annotation, cellular component: nucleus; cytosolic small ribosomal subunit. The coding region runs from base 1 to 783 and encodes 260 amino acids. Gene Ontology annotation, biological process: translation. The record is from RefSeq and is a predicted model, not a curated record. The transcript has 2 exons. Gene Ontology annotation, molecular function: structural constituent of ribosome; RNA binding. NCBI's taxonomy places the organism in Eukaryota, Fungi, Ascomycota, Sordariomycetes, Hypocreales, Nectriaceae.
AUGGCUCACCCCGGAUCUCAGAUUUCCAAGAGGAGAAAGUUCGUCGCUGACGGUGUCUUCUACGCCGAGCUCAACGAGUUCUUCCAGCGCGAGCUCGCUGAGGAGGGUUACUCCGGCGUCGAGGUCCGCGUUACCCCCACCGUUACCGACAUCAUCAUCCGAGCCACCCACACCCAGGAGGUUCUCGGCGAGCAGGGCCGCCGCAUUCGUGAGCUCACCUCGCUCAUCCAGAAGCGAUUCAAGUUCCCCGAGAACUCCGUGUCCCUCUACGCCGCCAAGGUCCAGAACCGUGGUCUCUCCGCUGUCGCUCAGUGCGAGUCCCUCCGAUACAAGCUUCUCAACGGUCUCGCCGUUCGACGUGCCUGCUAUGGUGUUCUCCGUUUCAUCAUGGAGUCUGGUGCCAAGGGUUGUGAGGUUGUUGUCUCUGGUAAGCUCCGUGCUGCCCGUGCCAAGUCCAUGAAGUUCACCGACGGCUUCAUGAUUCACUCUGGUCAGCCCGCCAAGGACUUCAUUGACCACGCCACCCGCCACGUCCUUCUCCGACAGGGUGUCCUCGGUAUCAAGGUCAAGAUCAUGCGUGGCUCCGACCCCGAGGGCAAGGCUGGUCCCCAGAAGACCCUCCCUGACGCUGUUACCAUCAUCGAGCCCAAGGAGGAGCAGGCUGUUCUCCAGCCCGUCAGCCAAGACUACGGUGCUAAGGCCGCCCAGGCUGCUCAGGCUGCUCAGGAUGCCCGAGUUGCUGAGGAGGAGGGUGGUGAGGAGGUCCAGGCUGUUGAGCAAUAG